AUGGGUAAAGAUAAGGCUCACAUUAACGUUGUUGUUAUCGGUCACGUCGAUUCUGGUAAAUCUACUACCACCGGUCACUUGAUUUACAAGUGUGGUGGUAUUGACAAGAGAACUAUUGAAAAGUUUGAAAAGGAAGCUGCUGAAUUAGGUAAAGGUUCUUUCAAAUACGCCUGGGUUUUGGAUAAAUUAAAGGCUGAAAGAGAAAGAGGUAUCACUAUUGAUAUUGCUUUGUGGAAGUUUGAAACUCCAAAAUACCAUGUUACCGUUAUUGAUGCUCCAGGUCACAGAGAUUUCAUCAAGAAUAUGAUUACUGGUACUUCUCAAGCUGAUUGUGCUAUUUUGAUUAUUGCUGGUGGUGUCGGUGAAUUUGAAGCUGGUAUUUCCAAGGAUGGUCAAACCAGAGAACACGCCUUGUUGGCCUACACUUUGGGUGUCAAACAAUUGAUUGUUGCUAUUAACAAGAUGGAUUCCGUUAAAUGGGAUGAAUCUCGUUUCCAAGAAAUUGUCAAGGAAACCUCCAACUUUAUCAAGAAGGUUGGUUACAAUCCAAAGAAUGUUCCAUUUGUUCCAAUUUCUGGUUGGAACGGUGACAACAUGAUUGAAGCCACCACUAACGCUCCAUGGUACAAGGGUUGGGAAAAGGAAACCAAGGCUGGUGUCGUCAAGGGUAAGACUUUGUUAGAAGCUAUUGAUGCUAUUGAAACACCAUCCAGACCAACUGACAAGCCAUUGAGAUUGCCAUUGCAAGAUGUCUACAAGAUUGGUGGUAUUGGUACUGUGCCAGUCGGUAGAGUUGAAACCGGUGUUAUCAAGCCAGGUAUGAUUGUCACUUUUGCCCCAGGUGGUAUCACUACUGAAGUCAAAUCUGUUGAAAUGCACCACGAACAAUUAGAAGAAGGUGUUCCAGGUGACAAUGUUGGUUUCAACGUCAAGAACGUUUCCGUUAAGGAAAUCAGAAGAGGUAACGUCUGUGGUGACUCCAAGAACGAUCCACCAAAGGCUUGUUCUUCUUUCAACGCUCAAGUUAUUAUCUUGAACCAUCCAGGUCAAAUUUCCGUUGGUUACUCUCCAGUUUUGGAUUGUCACACUGCUCACAUUGCUUGUAGAUUUGAUGAAUUGAUUGCCAAGAACGACAGAAGAUCUGGUAAGAAAUUGGAAGAUAAUCCAAAAUUCUUGAAAUCCGGUGAUGCUGCUAUGGUCAAAUUUGUUCCAUCUAAGCCAAUGUGUGUUGAAGCUUUCACUCAAUAUCCACCAUUAGGUAGAUUUGCUGUCAGAGAUAUGAGACAAACCGUUGCUGUUGGUGUCAUCAAAUCUGUUGACAAGACUGAAAAGGUUGCCAAGGUUACCAAGGCUGCUCAAAAGGCUGCUAAGAAAUAG
Molecule: messenger RNA, 1377 nt
Organism: Saccharomycodes ludwigii
Lineage: Eukaryota; Fungi; Ascomycota; Saccharomycetes; Saccharomycodales; Saccharomycodaceae
Product: elongation factor 1-alpha
Exons: 1
Coding region: 1-1377 (458 amino acids)
Biological process (GO): translational elongation; translation
Molecular function (GO): translation elongation factor activity; GTPase activity; GTP binding
Source: RefSeq, a predicted model, not a curated record